This is a messenger RNA of Brassica napus (rape), 480 nucleotides long. Its product is annotated as methylsterol monooxygenase 1-2-like. The record is from RefSeq and is a predicted model, not a curated record. Gene Ontology annotation, biological process: sterol biosynthetic process. NCBI's taxonomy places the organism in Eukaryota, Viridiplantae, Streptophyta, Magnoliopsida, Brassicales, Brassicaceae. The transcript is spliced from 4 exons. Bases 1 to 417 code for a protein of 138 amino acids. Gene Ontology annotation, molecular function: C-4 methylsterol oxidase activity.
AUGGCGUUAGGCAGAAACCUCACGAGACUCGAGACAGUUUUGUUCGAAUACUCCGCCUCAAAGUCAGAUUACUACCGCUACUGCCACAACAUUCUCUUCCUCUUCCUCAUCUUCUCCCUCUCGUGUCCAUCGAUCUUUCGCGUCCGUUUCAGGCUGGUUCGAUCGUGUUUACUUUGUAGAUAUGAUUUUCCAUGGACUCUGACAAAGUACAUUCCAUUCUACGGUGGAGCUGAGUAUCAUGAUUACCAUCAUUACGUUGGAGGACAAAGCCAGAGUAACUUUGCUUCAGUUUUCACUUACUGCGAUUACAUCUAUGGAACUGACAAAGGUUACAUAAUACAAAAGAAGCUUCUUCAGCAGAUUAAGGAGGAUUCCAAGAAGAGCAACAAGCAGAGUGGAGGAGAGAAAUUGGAUUAGUAAACCUGAAACUCCUCACAUUGGUUCUGGUUUCUACAAGGUGAUAAAAGUAGAAGCAGCUUA